Molecule: messenger RNA, 546 nt
Organism: Meloidogyne enterolobii
Lineage: Eukaryota; Metazoa; Nematoda; Chromadorea; Rhabditida; Meloidogynidae
Source: the annotation of a GenBank genome assembly
AUGCCCAGUUAUAUGCCUGUCUCUAUAUUUAUCGAGAAAGUUGGAGAUCUACGAAAUCAUUCAAAAAUGGAGAGAAUACAAUCUUUAAUUGAAACAUUUGAAAAAGAGCCGAAUAAUAUGGGGGCUCCUUUUACUCAUUUUUGGCUUCGAGAUUAUGAAAGAUAUUUGGCUAGUGAAAUAGCUGAGGAAGAAAAUGAUGAAGAAAUUGAAGAAAAUAAUCAAACAAAAAAUCAGACUUCAAAACAACCUUCUUUCAGACAUUCACAAAUGUCUUCGUUUCUAGGAUGGCCAGAAUAUCGGCAUUGGAAUGGAUUUUUACGUUUUAACAAAAAUGGACAUUUGGAAAGUUUUUUUGUAAUUACAGCCUUUCAUGGGCCUGCUUUAGUUGAAUGGAAUAGUCGAGCUAAUUUACUUGGGAGAUGGAGACAAAUAGUUGAUAAUUAUACGGAUAUUGGAGCUUUUGUUUGGGUAGAAGAAUCACAGUUUUUAGAUCAAAUUGAGACGUUAGUGCCGGCUACUGUACAAUCUUCUAUUGCUACUUUGUAA